Mollisia scopiformis is the source of this 1134-nucleotide messenger RNA. RefSeq names its product Clavaminate synthase-like protein. The record is from RefSeq and is a predicted model, not a curated record. Gene Ontology annotation, molecular function: dioxygenase activity. NCBI's taxonomy places the organism in Eukaryota, Fungi, Ascomycota, Leotiomycetes, Helotiales, Mollisiaceae. The coding region runs from base 1 to 1134 and encodes 377 amino acids. The transcript has 2 exons.
AUGCCUUUCCUCACCGGCCUAAAAUCCCUUGCAUCCGGAUUUGGUCCCAAAAAGAAGCGGUCCUCUGCUCAUGACCCACAGAACCACGACUAUCCUCCAUCUCAAAAUGGACCAAAUUACCAGGAGCUUGUCGAUACUAGACCGCCGUUGGUACCUGUGAUGUUGCCUCGAGUUCAUCCCAAGAGACAUUUCGCACUGUCGGAUCAGGGCUGGACGACGAUCGACAUGAACACCAAUUCGUCCGACGCUCUCUACACUAGCUACCAAGAACUUCUCAAAUCGAGUAAAGCAUUCUUCGAUCUCCCCAUGGAAGAAAAAGAGACUUUUAAAACCGCUCUGGGAAGUGAGGACGGCUGGUCUCGUGUCGAAGGGGAGAAGGAAUUCAUCACAUUACGCAGUCUAGAGAGUACACCAGAAGUGCUGAAGGAAGCUACUAUUAAGUACUGGUCAGAAGCUGGAGGGCUUUUAAAUGAGAUUCUGGUGAGAAUUGCUGAGAGCUUGGGGCUUCCAGAAGAAUCCUUUACUGUCUAUUCGGAACCUUGUUCGAGGCUUGUUGAAAAGACAGCGACUAUGCUGCGUCUCUUUAGGUAUGAAGGGUUUGAGGGUAAGCAAAGCAAAGUGGUUGCUGAAGCACAUCGAGACUUGGGCCUCCUUAGUCUCGUCGUUGGAGAUACACCUGGCCUAGAAGUACACGAUCGCCACCGGAACUGGUCUUUUCCCAUUGAGAGGACAUAUGAGACCCCUUCACAGACAGUCUUGGUCGGCCGUCAGCUUGAACGAAUGACCAACAGCCGGUACAGAGCGGGAGGUCAUCUUGUUCGAUCGUAUCCGAAUCCUGAACCCGGGAAAACUGAUGUACCAAACCAUCCAGACUCGCGGCAGUAUCGGUAUUCAAUUGUCUUCGUUCUUAGAGCUCAUUAUCCGAUCCCGAUCAAUACGGAUGCCCUUACUACCCCUAUUACGGGCGAAUUUUCGAAUCCAAUGAGAGAUAUCACUGCUGGAGAUCUUUUCAAGAAGAUUCACGCAGCUCAUUAUAACAUCAAUACUGCGGUGGAAGAGCGGAAUGAGCAGAAGCGAAAAUUGGACGAGGAGAAGAGAAAGAAGACUUCUCAGAAUGGUACCCCGCCAUCGUGA